AUGACCGCAAGGGGACCUUCGGUCCCCCCCGACANNNGCGCGCGUCGUCCGUCCGUCCGUCCGUCCGUCCGUCCGUCCGUCCGUCCGUCCGUCCGUCCGUCCGUCGUCGUCGUCGUCGUCGAGGACGAGGGCUGUUGGGGCUGGACCCGGGACCCACCACCCAGCCAGCACAGCGCGCCCCAAAAUCCCCGAGGGAAGCGAAAAACGGCCACGCAAGUUACUGUCGUCGAGUACGAUGCUCCGUCCCCGAGGGACAUCGCCCCGUCCGCGUCAAAUAACGGCGGCCCUUCAGAGGCCGACUCCGACGAUGACGUCAGCAACCUGCGGCCCGCCGCAAGAGCUGGCCAAGCUGACGUCACUCCGACCAUAGACGCGUCUCCGGCCCCUGACCGUCAGCGUUGGGAGAGCUGGCGCCGGCAGCGGGUUUUGGGGGCCGAAGCCUUGGAGGCUGACGUCACGGGCUCUUCGGAAGUAGAACGGGCAGACGACUCGGGAGCGCAGGCGGACACGCUUUUGGGCGGGGCACCGAGCGCGGGGCUUGAAACGGAGGGGAUCGAGGCCUGGGCAAACAGCGGUGUCAAGAAACUGGGGGGAGACAUGCUGCAGGCGGAGUUGACACCAGACGGUGAGAAGCCGGACGAAGUAUUGGUGGAACAGUCCGGUGUGGAGAAGAGAAGAGGGGGACUGCUGCCGGUGGACUUGACACCAGAAUCGGGUGCGGAGGCUACCCGAGCGGCCUCUCCUCUCCGACCCCAAAAGCUCCAAUUCUCGGACGUUGACGUCAAUCAGAAAGAGGCCCCGGUUGCGCAUCUGGGGGAGCAACUGAACGGUGGUGUCAAGGAGCAGAGCAGCAACUCACUGCCGAAGGCGUUGACACCACUUCGCGGCGGCUUAGGCGGCGAGUCCUCUGGGGAGCGGCCCCCGGUGCAAUACGGAGUGCAGACGGUCACGAGUAUGCGGCACGCAAAAUUGUUAGCUGCGACCUAA
Klebsormidium nitens is the source of this 987-nucleotide messenger RNA. The record is from the annotation of a GenBank genome assembly. Lineage: Eukaryota; Viridiplantae; Streptophyta; Klebsormidiophyceae; Klebsormidiales; Klebsormidiaceae.